AUGUUCAUACCCGACACGCUCCGCAGCUGUAUGGUGGAGCCAGACGUUUCUACUUACUUGCAAGCUCCGUCCUCAGGCCAGGAUGAGUUUCAUCCAUUCAUCGAGGCUCUGCUUCCACACGUGAAAGCCUUCUCUUACACGUGGUUCAAUCUGCAAGCAGCAAAAAGGAAGUUCUUCAAAAAACACGAGAAGCGCAUGUCAAACGACGAAGAAAGGCACUGCAAGGAAGAGCUCAUGAACGAGAAAGUCGAGGUGAAACAGAAGUGGGCCUCUCGGCUGCUCGGCAAACUUAGGAAAGACAUAACGCAAGAGUGUCGAGAGGACUUCGUUCUGAGCAUAACAGGCAAAAAGCCUGCCAUGUGCGUCCUCUCUAAUCCAGACCAAAAGGGCAAAAUGAGGAGGAUAGACUGUCUUCGUCAGGCCGAUAAGGUGUGGAGACUGGACCUGGUGAUGGUGAUUCUGUUCAAAGCGAUUCCCCUGGAGAGUACGGAUGGCGAACGCCUAGAGAAGUCACCAGACUGCGCUCAUCCCAGUCUCUGCGUCAACCCUUACCACAUAAACGUCUCCGUCCGCGAGCUCGAUCUUUACCUAGCCAAUUUCAUCAACAGUCACGAGCUAUUGAGUGGAAUAUGUGAUAGCAAUAGCGACAAAGGGGAAACAGGGUAUUCCCACAAUCCGUACAACGGGGUUGUUCACAACGACACCAUCCUCGCAACCGGAGUCUUCAGCUCAAAGGAGCUGUGGAGGCUUUCCAAAGCUUCCAUUGUUCAUAACCCGAACGGUAUGCAGCCACCGAUAAAUGUGAUUAAGAUUGAAAGUCCCAGCUACUACUGUAGUAGUUAUACUCCACCCGCCACUGACCAUACAUCCAUGAUGGCUUCAGGAGCUUACAGUCCGCUCUCCCUACCACGUAACACGCAAAGCCCCGUGGAGCCGCGAAACAAGAGGCGCAGAUUAAGUUCCACCGAGGAAGAUCUGGAGAAGGGCCCCACUGGAGAAAUGACUUACUACGGCCAGAGUCCUGCCUCGCUGUCUAGUCAGGCCAGCUGGCACUCUGAUGUCGAGCAUGGAAUACCUGGAGGUCCCGGAGGUCAGCAUAGUAGUGUGGCAUCCUUAGCCACAUCCACCUAUUACCAACCAGGGGAGCAACAACAUAGUCCAGCCAAAUACCCGGAGAACGGACAUGACACACUGUCAGACUUUGUCACGUUUGUGUGCUCUCAAGAAACGGAGAAUCCUCAGCAAGGGAAUCAGGCUGGACCCUCAAGAAGUCCUUCGAAACUUGCAACUUCUUACUACCCCAGCCCAAGUUCGAUGCUCCCCCCACCACCGCCUCCGCCUAUGGCACGACCGGUUGCUAUCAUACGCUCAACAGAAUCUGUUAUAACUUAUGGUCUGAUGCCCAAGGACUCGACAGCUUCCAACACCUAUCUUAAUAGGAAUCCAAAAGGCGAGCUGACAGUCUCAGUGACUAAUCCGUCACCUCCGCCCGUAUCGGACACAAGUCCCGAGCGAGUUUCCCCACCGUCACAGCCCACGCAAGCCGAGGUCCUCAGUCAUGGACCCGGACGUUCCGGGACUGUCGUAUCCAGUCCGUUUGCUGUAUCCAGAGAGUAUCCCGUACCGUUCACUCAUAUACACACUCAGCCUGGACAACUUUUCAGCUACCCGAGUAUAAGUCCAGUGAGUGCGAUGUCGGGAGUGAUCAGUCCAACCAACCUGAGUCUAUUUUCGUCGCCGGUCUCAGUGAGUUCUCCUCGGAUGUCGUCUCGGCCCGGACCCCCUCCCAGCAUCCCGAUCUCCCGUUGGACCCCCCCUGGACCCUCAGGACCCCCCACUGGACCCACUUCGGGCGCUUUCAUUAGUCUUGACGAAGAUUAUAUGAUGACUCCACUGAUCUCUGGGACUAACCCCGAUUCGAAUAACGGAUUGAUAGAUGAUGAACGCUACUUCAACACAGUUGUGGAGACGAGCGAACCAAUGGACACCGGUCCAGGGGGAGCCAAUGGCAACAGUGGUCCUCAGAGUCCCCCUCCUCGCACCCCAUCCGGAUGCACCCCCUCUCCCCCAAAGUCACAGUCAUCGUAAGCUCUUUACCGAAUGAGAGUGUCUCCAACAUGAGACGAUAGCUAUUACUUUGCUCAAUUGUUAAGAUAGUUGAAAAAUUGAGAAUCAGGGCUUCGUUUGGUUUUUUUUUGUCAUCGAAUGAACAAUGGACAAUGUGAUGGUAGUGAGGGUUCUUUCUGUAACGUAAAGGAACCCGAUUGAGCCUUGAUUGAUUUUGUAUGUCCUUUUUUCUAUGAGAACGAUUGCUGAAUGGCAUGUCAUAUGACAGUUGGAAUCAAAAUGCCGAUUAGGCAUGAUAUUUAUUAUGAUAUCCCUAUAUCUUUGCUCUUACAUUCUCGGAAAGAGCUCUGAAGUUUCCACUUACCAUCCUAGAUAAAAUAGGAUCCGAAAGAGUUUUAACUGAUUUAACGAUUGAAUGGUUUGGAAAAGUACGAUCAAAAUUGUUGUAGAAGAGAGAGUUUCAUGUCAAUUUUGAACUCGCACCGUUCAUAAACAUAUUUUAAGUGUAUCAUCAUAUUAUUCUUUACUCACUUCAUUUAUAUCAUAAUUUCCAUUCAUAAUUGAUUGAAGAUUAGUUCUGAGACAACAAAAUAAUUAUGUAUGUUGAAAGUCCAAUUUUAUACUUGACUAUUUCGAGUGCUAAAGCUCCUGAGUACUUAGAAUAAGCAAUCCGAUAUGUGAUUAUUAAAAGUUCUUCAUCAUGAUUGUGAAUUCAUUGACAAUACAAUAAUGGAUUUUCAUUUUUCUCCACCAUACAAUGAUUAAGUAAAAAUUACCAGCUGCAGCUCACCAUCAGAGAUGAUUGACAGUUUAAUCAUAAUUGAAUUUGAAUAUAUUGUGAAUAUCAACUUCAAAUGAAGUGAAUCGAAGUCGAACAUUUUCUCUAUGACAAUUCAAGAUAUUAUUUUCUAAUGUUGGCUACACUUAACUUGAAUUGGUUCAUUAUUGGUUUAGUUGGUUUAUCGGUUUUAUAUUGGUUUAGUUGGCUAAAUUAACCUUAUUGGUUUAUUAACUUUGUGAGUUGUCCUUACGUUACGUGAAAACCUACACUUUAUUGAUUAAUUCCAUUACACUGCUCAACGUGGUGCGUGAUUUAAUUAGGUUCAUCUGUUGCUGUAAUGUUCAAUCUAUUACGAACUUGAUGUAUGGCAUGCCAUAGUAAUCGUUCCUGCCAAACAAUAAGUCAACGCUACUAGAAUAUUUUAUUCUUUUCAGAAUAAAGAGCUAUUGUUGAGAAUUUUAUGUUUAAAAUUGUGGCUUCGUGAAUGAAACGGAGACCACAAGUAGGUAGUCUUAGAUCGAAAAGAUUUAUUGAUUCUCAUAUUGUUCAUAAGAAUUUUUCUCUUAGUUUUACACUAAGACACUUAGUCAUUGAUGAGUGCUGUUUGAAGUAAUAUUUUUAGCUAACCAGAAUGUGAUAAGUUUCUAGUUCGAUUUCUUGUACUAUUUAGGUUUCCAGAAUUUAUGAGGUUUGGUGCCACUUUUCUAUAAAUAAAAUAUUAAUAAUAAUAAUAUAAUUAUCACGAUUGUACAUACAUUUAUAUUAUGUGUUUUGUUAGAUUUAAUUUUUUUAGUUGAAAUAACAGAUGUAGAAUAAUCUCAUUGACAAAACCUCGGCAAAUCCAAUUAGUUAAUGUGUUAUGAUUUUGCCGGGAUUUGAACUUUGAGUAACAUGUUUUUUCUAGGAAUUCCUUUCAUUGGCCCUACAAUAUCAAUUAUGGUUCAUUUUAGUUUCAGCAUGAUCCCUCUUUAGAGGAAUAUAUUUUGUUACCAAAGAGAUACCGGUAGAGAUUUAAAAAUAAAGUGUCAAUAAAAUUUGAAUAGAUGUGUGAGAAAAUCUAAAACAAUGCCAUAACAGUUUUUAUCAUUCGACAAACCUUUUUAUCAGAUCAUUCUUAAUAUUCUAUCAGAGUUAAGUGAAGUUAAAAUGCAAUACACAUUUCAAACCAGACUAUUUGCAGCUGAUGUAGUUGGCUAAAUGAUUAUCAUUGAUUUUUAGAGUUAACUGAGAAUCAAAAUUUUGUAAACGAGUUGGAAUAAUUUUGAUUUGUUAUAGAAUUUGUAUUUGAAAUCUGUUAUGUUUCCUAGUCAAAUUGCCUUUAUUGUUAUUAUAUAUUUUCUCGUUCAAUUUGAUAUAAAUCUUCAAUUUUUCAAAGUCAUGUUCAAUUUUAUUAGAGUUGUGUUGUGAAAAUUAAUUCAUUAUUGUAUCUUGUUGAGAACUAUAUAUAAAUAGUAUUUACAUUUACAUAAAGUGUUCAUUUGUUAAUUGGUUAAUGUUAAAUUUGUGUGGUAGGAUAUGGUGAAGUGAAAUACUGGUAUGAGGAAAUGUCUCUAUUCAGAUAUUCCAUUGAAUAGUUAUCACAAUGAUCAUCAUUGAGGAUAAUCAAUGAUUAUCACGGUAUUUACCAAUAAAAAUUUAAAUUUUUUCUUUACUGAUCAUAGGAAAUCAAUGUUACAUCGCUAAGAUCUUUCAGGACGUACUUUAGUACUUCCAAUUAGAGAUUUUAUCCCUCAUACCUAAUUUCUACUGAUUUUUAUGGACCAUUUCAGGCUUAGUUAUCAUAAUUGAGAACUGCAAUGAGAAGAUCAGUAUAGAUAAAAAGGAAUUCUCAACUCCCUCAAAAAAAAUCCAGUCACUUCAUCAAAAUUUUGCCAUAAAAGGUAGAAAUAAAAAUCGUUUUUCAAUAUUCCUAGGCUAUUUUUUAUAUUUUAGCGGAUUUUAAAGCUCUUAAACCGAGGAAAAUAUUCAACAAUGAGCAUUUUAAUAAUUCUAUUUUCAUCGUUAUUCAAAAUAAUCAUUUUAGAAAGAAAGGUUUCCAUUUACUUGGUAUAUUCCUUAUGUAUUAUAACGGAUUUGAGAAUUGGCACUUUAAUUUCAGAUAUUGAAGUCAAUUCUAGUGAUGGGUACUUGAAACCGUGCCAAACAUUGUUUUUCUGUAAUAGUUUAUUAUCUUGAAAUCAUUUUCAAUUUCAUAGCAUAAAUAUCUAGCUAGUAGGAAAUCAUUAUUCUGGAUACAAAAGUGUCUUAGACUCUAAGCUGUUGGAGAAGUUCAUAAAAUUAUAAUUAUUCUGAUAAUGAUUUGAAUGUACUGCUCUCUAUUGUUUUCGAUCAAGUUUCAAGCAGGCUAUGCAUCUUAGUUAUAUCUGCAAGAUAAGUUUUUUAUACCUGAAUUAUAUUUACAAGUUAUGUAUAAUAUAUAAUUAUAUAUUCCUUCACAACAGUUGUACAAUUUGAUGUUCAUUGAUUCUAUAUUAUGUUUCAAUUUUUAAUUUGAAUAUCUAAACGAAUUCUGAUAUGUUCUUUGUUUGUUAUUGCAGAGAAAUUUGAAGUAAAACAAUUAAAAUGGACGACUGUCAACUAUUAUUUUAACAAUGUCUGCUAGCAUUAACACUAAAAACCCAUGUGUAUGAAUGUGUGGUGGUUGAAAAUUUAUUUUUUUAUUUUGAUGUAGACUUUUGUGAAAUCAUAUUAAUUAUAAAUUUGUACUAUGAAUCUCAGAGUUAAUUUAUCAACUUCUACAACGGCUCAAGAAGUGGUAAAAUCCAAUCUUUUUAGAUGAAUUCAGUUUAAUUAUCCACCAUCUUCUAUGUCCAUGAAAUUUGAGGAGAGAUCAGUUCAGUAAAUUACAGUAAUAUAAGCUGGAACAGUAUUAGGCAGAAAAUUCCUAAUUCAUUUCAAUAAAUAUUUGAAUUGCGCAGCAGGUUUUAUCAUAAGCAACCUCUGCAACCUACUAUUCAAAAAAUGAGUGUAAAAUUCAAACGGUUAUUUUUUGAAGUUAGUAGAGAUUAAAUUUUUCAGAAUGUGCUUGGAUUUGAUAAUAAUUUUAUUAUUAUUUCCAAGAAAUUUUACUAAUAGAUUAUGUCUUGUAUCAAUAUGAAGUACCGUACCAGUUCGGGAGGUUCUUCAAUUCCAAUUUAUUGCUUUUUAUUCAUUAUUAUAGGAAUUCUUGAUAGUUUUUUAUCGAAUAAACUAGCACCCAUUUUCAAGACACAAUAUUUUUCGGAAAAUUAUGCCAUUUUCGAGUGUCAAAUUGAACUGUUUCUCCUCUAUUAUCAAACAGUUAUUAAUAGUUUCUAGAAACAAAACUUCAUGUUAUACCAAUACUCAACUGAUCAUAAUAUUGAAUAGGUAAGGUACUUUACUAUAUUAUAUACAACUUUUGUUUCAUAGGCCUACAUGCGUUUUAACUCUGAUGAGCACUAAAAUUAAUUCCUAUUCGACUUCUAAAUUAUAUGGAAGAAGUGAAAUUCAUUUUUCCUUGAAUUUUCCAUUGUUAAAUCUGCUUUGCUUUUCUAAAUUCCAUAAAUCUACUACCGGGUUCUAAAAUAAUGUCUAAUUCCUUUUAUUAUUAUUAUGCUCACUCUUCUAACAACAUGAUUUUUCUCUCCAUUAUCUUUUAUUUCAAUAUAACACCGACCAGAACUAUUCAAAUUAUACUAUUAUACAACUAAUAGAAAUGAGUUGAAAACUGUUUGUAUUCUCCAAUUUGCCAAACUAACAUAGAACAUAGAAAAAUGCAUGUAUUCCAGUCAAUAAAACCGUAAAAAGAAGAUAUCAUAAGUACUAACUUGUCUUAAGUUAUUAACAUAAGUUGGUAUUAUAAUACUAUUGCCUACAAGCAACUUAUGCUAUCUUUUUUCUAUGAUACAAAACAUGAUAAAAUUCUCUUAUAAAUAAUUAUUAUAAAUAUUUAACGAUACUUAAUAUUUUUGUUGCAAACCAGUUCUGAAAUUCAAUAUUGCAAUAUUACAGUAGCAAUUCUACACAGAUAACUGGACAUUUUACUAAAAUAUCAGUUGAAUUAUUUGAAAUAUAACUUAAUAGUUCAUCUAUUGUUGAAUCUCAGCAUCUAGCUAGUGAUAGACUAUUAUCGAUAAGUUGCUCCUCCAUUGUAAAGAAGCAAUUUUCUAUUUUAAGAAAGGCUCAAUAAAUAAUGUAUAGUUCACUAUAUUAUUCGAUGAAUAAAUAAUCAAUGAAUGAAUUUGUAUGAGUGCAAGCAUAUGAAUGAUUGAUAUAGAAAGUAGUGAUUAUUAUAAAUUGAGAGGCGCUUUUCAUAUUACUGUUGAGUUUACGAAUUAACUAUCAUAUUCAAGAAUUAUUCCAUAAAUAUUUGUCAAGUUCAUGACCCAGAUUUUCUCAUUAAACUUUUCUUUGGGGUUUAGCCUUCAAGAGUAAAAAUACCAUACAAUAUCUAGUUUUUAUAAAAACUUUAGGAAUGAAUGUGACAUGUAAUUUUUUAAAAGUAAUAUGUACUUAGUACAGGCCUAUUUGACUUGUCAAUGAUCUUCAUACACAUUGAAGAAAUCUUUCAACCCGAUUCAACUUUGUUUUGUAUUCUAUCCAUAAAAAUAUUUCAUUAAUCACUCAUUUUAUUUUAUUAUAUAUUAUCAUAUUAUAUUAUAUUACAUUUUAUUAUAUUAUAUUAUAUCAUAUUAUCCUGACUGAGUAGUAAUGACUUUCAAAUACCUACUUCGGAUUUCCGCAACAUAAUGUUGUACAACAAACUAUCUGUAACGCACAAUGAUAUCAAGAGGAAAUCUCAACCUUUCGCAGGAGAAGCGAUUGAAUUGAAAUCACAUUUCACUCUCAUAAAGAACUAGUAAAGGAUAGCUUAAAAACUUGCUCACAGUCUAAUAAUCUUAUUUUUCAUGAUCCGAAACGGUAAUAAGUGAUAGAAAUGGGAAUCCGACUUCCCUGUUCAAAUAAUCGGAUCAUAAAUUAAUUAAUCAUCUGAUAAUUUGAUCCAAUCAUUUAAAAUUAAUAUUUCUGUUGAUCCAUGCAUUUCCAUCGUGAAAGAUCAUAAUGCUAGGUAUAGAAAAAAACAUGAAUAGGAUAUCACAUUUUGACGGUAUUAUAAAUUCAUUAACCAUAAAUAAUAAAUUACUCUGGAAGAAUUUGUAGCAGAUGGAAAUACAGAGUGGACCACUAGAAACGAACGGUUUUGAAUCGUGCAGUACUCGUCGGCUGGUGAGGGGUGGGGGGACGCGCGCUCAAGGUCACUCAACUUCCCACCACCCACUUACUGUGAUUCAGCCACUGUGGACGAAAUCAUCGCGUAUUUGGAUAUGCCAAACGUUUAUAAAAAGUAGAGAAUCAGUAAUUGAAACUCAAUUCAAGCUCAAUAACAUUAUUGAAAUUCGAUAGCUUUUGAAACAAAUCGAGAUGGAUCUUUCACAUUGAAAUCUAAUUUAUAAAAAUAUGGUCCAGUUAACGCAUAAUAAUGGACAUGAGUGGAAUAUAGCUUUUUAUCAGUAUAGUGUAUAUUCAUGAAUAAUAAAUAACUCUGAUAUAACAGGUACUUUCAAUACAGCAAUUGAUAGUAGUGACAGAUCUGUAGCUAAUAAUUUAAAACAUCAAUACAUACAUGCAAUAAAUCAAAUAAAUCAACAUCAAAUAAGCCAUGCCAUGCAUUCAAAUAAUUUAUAAUUCCAUACAUUUAAUAUAAAAUAAAUAUUGUUAUCAUCCUCCUAAAAAAUGUACGUAUCUUUUGAAGGGUUUCCGAAGUAGUUAGUUGAUUCUUUCAUGAUGGAGUUGUAGAAUCAAAAGUUAUAUUCUAUACAGAUGAAUUAGCAAUUUUUAGAACUUAAGUUGAUGAGGAGAUUUUUUGUCAUUUUAAAUAUUACUUUCGAAGUUGAUUAUUUUAUUAUUUUUACCAAGGUCCCGUAUUGGCUGCUCAUGUCAUUGAAGCUGGACAUGAAGUCGAAUAAUUUGAAUAAUAAUACCGUAUUAUUAUUCAAAUUACUUGGUUGAUUUUAGUAAUGUUGAACACACUUUUUUAUAUAGUGAAUGGUGCUUAUUGAUGAUAUCUUAUAAUACUUAUUGAAGCUGUAGAUGAUAAAUGCAAGUGAUAAUAAAGUAUUGCAGUAAUUAGUCAAUUAAGUCAUGCCAAAGUAAAGCAAUCUUCAUUUGUGAAUUUUAGAGCCAAUUUUGACAAAGUUGCCUUAUUGUAGAGAUAAUUUUCAUCGUAGAAAGUAGUAAUAUUCGCUUACAGAGUAUUUUGCUUUUGUUUUUGAAGUUCAGUUAAAGGGUCAUGGAGAUUUAUGAACGUUUCAAUUGCUAACAUGUAUGAAUAAGACUUACUUAGUUGUUUGUCAUAUAUAUUGGCAAAUAUACCUGUAGUGCCUGAUGAAUUAUGGUACUGGCCUGGCAUAAAGAUAUGAUACGAGUAGUGUAGUUGAGCAUUUGAUGUUAAAUUGAUACAGCACAGUUUACUGAGUGAUAAAUAUUAAAAAUCAAAAUAUUACCCAUGUGAAACAUCUUGUAAAGAAACGCAACACCUUAUGUAUAGUUAGAAUCCAGUUCACAGUAAUUUUUUGUGGUCAAUUAUAGAUCUUCAGUAUGAAAAUUUACAGAUUAUCACUAUCCUGUUUGUACGGCUGUAUAAUAGUUGGAUUCAGUGGUCUAAUAUUCUCUUCAAUCUUAUCACGAAACUCAAUUUUAAAUCCAGGAAUAAAUCAAUACAUUUUUCUUCUUCUCUUGUUCUUGAAGAUUUCCCAAAGAAUUUCUUCACCGAAAGAGUGGAAACUUAUCCUUAGAUAGCAUUCAUGGUAUCAUCUGAAACUGAAACCCUUUAAAGUAGAUUUUUCUAAAUGUGGUAA
Molecule: messenger RNA, 9666 nt
Organism: Nilaparvata lugens (brown planthopper)
Lineage: Eukaryota; Metazoa; Arthropoda; Insecta; Hemiptera; Delphacidae
Gene: NfI
Product: nuclear factor 1 X-type
Exons: 14
Coding region: 1-2088 (695 amino acids)
Biological process (GO): regulation of transcription by RNA polymerase II
Cellular component (GO): nucleus
Molecular function (GO): RNA polymerase II cis-regulatory region sequence-specific DNA binding; DNA-binding transcription factor activity, RNA polymerase II-specific
Source: RefSeq, a predicted model, not a curated record